UGUCACCAGCACGUGUCAGCUCUGCUUUGCGGCACACACAGUACGCACCCCUGCCGGCGUUGUCCGGCUUCCAGAAUUGCGCCAGCGCGCUCCCUCUUUCUCACUCCCAUCGCUACUUUCUUCUCCACAAACCGCCCCCAACCCGGCACCUCCUCCACCCCCUUCUCUCCAUUUGUGUCUUCUAAUAAGUAUUCAUUGAUUGCCCUCUAAUUAUUGCCCAUAACGAAAACAACAACCUUUAAAGUAGUGCAAGAAAAGAGAUAGCGAGAGCCUCUUCUUUCUUAUCACCCCUCGAAGCCUGUCCCAAUCUCCUUCCAAUCCGUCUGCGCCGCUCCAAUUUAAUUUAUUCUUGUGCUUCUACAUGCCAUGGUAUGCGGAUAUAGGGGAUCUGAUGCGAGAUCGGGAGGGUUUUAGGGUUUUUGGGUUGCUUAGGGUUGCCUCCCUGUAAAUAUGAUCAAGCAGAUUCUCGGCAAGCUGCCCCGCAAGCCCUCCUCCAAAUCCUCCGCCGCCGCCGACUCUCCCGACGGCCUCAUCGCCUCCCCGGGCGCCCCCGCCGGCCUCCCCCGCGCCGCCUCCUCCUCCGGCCGAACCCCGAAUUCGACCUCCGCUGCCGCCGGCAAAUCCGCCUACGGAAAGAAGUCCUCCUUGCAGCCGGCCGGCAGCAACGGCCAUGGUAGCGCCGCCGCCGUGCAGACGCUGGUCUACGAGCCGCUGCCCAGCUUCCGCGACGUCCCCAGCUCGGAGAAGCCGAGUUUGUUCUUGAAGAAGAUGACCAUGUGCUGCGUGGUGUUCGACUUCACCGACCCCACCAAGAACCUCCGGGAGAAGGAGGUGAAGCGGCAGACGCUGCUGGAGCUCGUCGAUUAUGUCGCCACGGCGACCACCAAGUUCAGCGAGGCGGCGAUGCAGGAGGCGACGCGGAUGGUGGCCGCCAACCUCUUCCGCACCUUGCCCUCGUCCGUCUCCGACUCCACCUUCCGUGGGCUCCCCGAGGGUUUCGACGCCGAGGAGGAGGAGCCCGCCAUGGAGCCCGCCUGGCCCCACCUCCAGGUCGUCUACGAGUUCCUGCUGCGGUUCGUCGCCUCGUCGGAGACCGACGCCAAGCUCGCCAAGCGCUACAUCGACCAUUCCUUCGUGCUGCGCCUGCUCGACCUAUUCGACUCCGAGGAUCAGCGGGAGCGGGAGUACCUCAAGACGAUUCUCCAUCGCGUGUAUGGCAAGUUCAUGGUUCACCGCCCCUUCAUCCGCAAGGCCAUCAACAACAUCUUCUACCGCUUCAUCUUCGAGACCGAGAAGCAUAAUGGGAUCGCCGAGCUGCUGGAGAUACUGGGAAGCAUAAUUAACGGGUUCGCUCUGCCGCUCAAGGAGGAGCAUAAGCUCUUCCUCGUUCGCGCUCUCAUCCCGCUUCAUAAGCCCAAGUGUGUGGCUCUCUACCACCAGCAGCUCUCCUACUGCAUCACCCAGUUUGUGGAGAAGGACUUUAAGCUGGCGGAUACUGUCAUCAGAGGGCUCCUGAAGUACUGGCCGAUCACCAAUAGCUCCAAGGAAGUCAUGUUUCUUGGGGAGCUGGAGGAGGUUCUGGAAGCCACUCAGGUUGCAGAGUUCCAGAGGUGUAUGGUGCCCUUGUUCCGACAGAUUGGCCGUUGCCUAAACAGCUCGCACUUUCAGGUAGCAGAGCGAGCUUUGUUUCUUUGGAAUAACGAUCAUGUCAGAAACUUGAUCACCCAAAACCGGAAGGUCAUCCUACCAAUUAUAUUCCCAGCUCUGGAGAGGAACACCAGGAGACACUGGAACCAGGCUGUCCAGAGCCUGACACUGAAUGUGAGGAAGCUCUUUUUAGAUGCUGACCAAGAGCUUUUUGAGGAAUGUUUAAUAAGAUUCCAAGAAGAUGAAGCAAAGGAAAAAGAGGUACAACAGAAGAGGGAGUUAACUUGGAAGCGAUUGGAAGAUGUUGCAGCAUCCAAAGCUGUCAGUAAUGAACCCGUGCUUGUUUCUCGAAUCGUCUCUUCCCUUAGCAUGGCUUCUUCAAGCCCACGGGCUGCAAUUGGAACUUGACAAUGCUUGUUUCACUCGUAUGACUCGGUACAGGGCAGUGCUGUCCCUUGGUAGGCAGAUUCUGCUGGUGGUUUCCUAUAUUGGCAGACAAUCAUGAUAUGAAGAAAAUGGCAUUUUGAGGCUUCUUGGGUUGGAGUCAUUUUGCUUAUUACCAUCUUUUUAGGCCAUGAAAAAUGUAAGUGUGUGUAUAAUUAGAAAUUGUUAUAGAGAUAGAAAUUCGCGGAUUCCGCAUGAUAUUUUAUUUGUUCUUAGCAACAUAUGCUUGAGUUCAUUUAGUAGUUUUCUUCUGUAUUAUUUUGCUUCAACCGUCGGGUUCGUAUUUGUUCAUCUCGUAGGUAAGUCAUUGUUUGGGCUCUUUACAAUUUUUAAUACAAGAUGGACUUCUUCAUUCCUCCCUGGAUUGGGGGAAGGCUGCUUAUUUGUGA
Molecule: messenger RNA, 2480 nt
Organism: Phoenix dactylifera (date palm)
Lineage: Eukaryota; Viridiplantae; Streptophyta; Magnoliopsida; Arecales; Arecaceae
Product: serine/threonine protein phosphatase 2A 59 kDa regulatory subunit B' gamma isoform-like
Biological process (GO): signal transduction
Cellular component (GO): protein phosphatase type 2A complex
Molecular function (GO): protein phosphatase regulator activity
Source: RefSeq, a predicted model, not a curated record